CCCCAAACAGAUCACUUGAAUUUUCUCUUGUACACAGAAACUCGGUCUUCCUCCCCAGAACCGAAGUAAACAUGUAUCCGGUUCAUUCAGAUCCCAAUCAACCCGUCCCGGUCGAUCACUUUGACCGCCUCCCGGACUCACUCCUCCUCCUAAUCUUCAACAACAUCGGCGACGUCAAAGCUCUCGGACGCUGCUGUGUUGUUUCCCGUCGUUUUCAUUCCCUAGUUCCUCAAGUCGAAAACGUCGUCGUCCGUGUCGAUUGCGUCAUCUCCGACGACGAUUGCUCCCCUUCUUCGUCUUCCUCCGACAAGUCCCGUGCCCUCGUCGGUCCUAUCUCGAAUCUCUUCCGUCUCGUCUUCGGCGGCAUUGUUAAGCCCCUUCAGGCUUUGGGUCAGUUCAUCGGCCCUACACGGUCCGUUUUGAACGAAACCCUAAAUUCCAUUUAUUCGUCUACGUUACCCGUCGCUCCCGGCGGUGGAGGUUUUUUUGAUGGUUGGGAAAUGGACCAAGGUGGUGUUACCCAUCAUUCCCCUACGCAGGAUCUUCGUAAUUUCAAGGAGAUUCGUUUCCUCCGGAUCGAAUUACCCGGCGGUGAGCUAGGGAUUGAUGACGGAGUUCUUUUGAAAUGGAGAGCUAAUUUCGGGUCAACCCUUGAUAAUUGCGUCAUACUCGGAGCUGCCUCUGUAGUUAACAAUGCGAAUUCACAGUUAUCGGAAUUUGGGAACGAUGGAUUUUGCAUCAACAAUGGUUCAAAUGUUGGAUACGGCGAUGGCAAUGGGAGUAUCCCAGAGACGUUUUACACCGACGGUGGUUUGAAAUUAAGGGUUGUUUGGACGAUCAGCUCGUUAAUCGCGGCAUCAGCCAGACAUUAUUUGCUUCAACCUAUAAUUGCGGAUCAUAAGAUGCUGGCUAGCUUGGUUUUAACCGAUUCCGAUGGACAAGGGGUGCUUUAUAUGAACAGGGAUCAGCUUGAGGAGUUAAGAGUGAAGCCAUUAUCUGCUUCUUUUGCCUCAAAAAGGACGAUGGUGCCUGCGUUGAAUAUGAAGCUUUGGUAUGCUCCUUACUUGGAGUUGCACGAUGGCGUUGUUUUGAAAGGUGCUACUCUGGUUGCUAUUAGGCCUAGUGAACUAUCUGCUUCAAAAAGCCAGGUCUCAGAUGUUUCUUGGUUAUUGAAUGCUUUCGAAGAGCCUUAUAGGACUGCCACCAAGAUGCUGGUCAAGGGAAGGACUUAUUGCUUGGAGAUGAAUUCGUUUUGAUAUUCACGUCCGCUUAUGCAAAGGGAAAUCAGUCAGUCCCAAUGGUCAAGAGAAGAAGUGAUAGCAUGCUUUGGAGAGCCGAUGAUGAGACGAUUUGUUACAUAUUGUAGCUUAAUCUUCAGCAGUUUCCUAAAGCUAAACCUUGCUUUGGAUCACCGAUAAAACAAAUCCAUGCUUGUUGAUAUGUGGUGCAAGCAUUUUAACCGAUCGCCAAAUGCACCUGCUGUUUUUUUUUUGUCUCGGCUGCGUGUCAACAGUGGACACCUGCAACUAAUUUGAUGGUGUAAGAGCUUUGAGCUUGUAGUCCUUCACAUUUUUUUGUGUGUACAAUCCCUCUAUAUGUGAAUAUUGUAGAUAUCACCAUGUUGUGCUUUAUGUUAUAUAUCGUGAUUUUCAUCAAUAAAUGUAGUUUACACUUGGCUUUUAA
Molecule: messenger RNA, 1683 nt
Organism: Hibiscus syriacus
Lineage: Eukaryota; Viridiplantae; Streptophyta; Magnoliopsida; Malvales; Malvaceae
Product: F-box protein At5g46170-like
Exons: 2
Coding region: 72-1256 (394 amino acids)
Molecular function (GO): protein binding
Source: RefSeq, a predicted model, not a curated record